Messenger RNA from Solanum stenotomum, 1117 nucleotides. RefSeq lists its product as uncharacterized. The transcript is spliced from 2 exons. Gene Ontology annotation, biological process: ubiquitin-dependent protein catabolic process. Gene Ontology annotation, molecular function: ubiquitin-like protein conjugating enzyme binding; metal ion binding; ubiquitin protein ligase activity. Gene Ontology annotation, cellular component: endoplasmic reticulum. Bases 265 to 930 code for a protein of 221 amino acids. NCBI's taxonomy places the organism in Eukaryota, Viridiplantae, Streptophyta, Magnoliopsida, Solanales, Solanaceae. The record is from RefSeq and is a predicted model, not a curated record.
UGAAGUUAGAUCCGAAAGCCCCUGGAAGCUUCUUAUGACAGUAAUAUCCUAAAUUUUCUCCUUUGAAUCGAAGAUUUUGAAUUCCAAAGUGUGUAGAAGGCCCUAGAAUCUUCCAUGGGGUCAAUUAUUUUUAACAUAUAUUACCAGAAAUCAGCAGAAUGAUUACAGUUUGAAGUCAUCAUCAUUCCUUGCCAAUUUAUCAUUCUUCCUCCGCCAAAUCUGUGAAGUGCAUUUUUGUGUGCAAAUUGUGACAUUGAGUGAAAUAUGCAGAACUCAACUGCCACAACAUUUGAGGGUUCUUCGUCCUCAGGGAAUGGCAGUAAUGAUGCUGGAGAUUUUGAAUGCAACAUCUGCUUUGAAUUGGCACAAGAUCCUAUUGUGACCCUCUGUGGUCACCUCUACUGUUGGCCAUGUCUGUAUAGAUGGCUAAGGCUUCAUUCACAAUCCCAUGAGUGCCCUGUUUGUAAGGCUCUAAUACAAGAGGAAAAGCUUGUUCCUCUUUAUGGAAGAGGGAGGACUUCUACUGAUCCCAGAUCAAAACCAGUACCUGGAGUUGAAAUUCCUAGAAGGCCAGCAGGGCAAAGACCUGAAACGGCGCCUCCACCAGAAUCGCAUACUUUUCCUAAUCCCGGGUUUGGUCUUAUGGGAGGAUUGUUUCCAGGAGCAACUGCAAGUUUUGGUAACUUCACUAUGUCUGCUGGUUUCGGUGGAUUAUUCCCAUCAUUACUCAGUUUUCAGUUUAAUGGAUUCCAAGGUCCAGCUGCAUUUGGUACAGCACCAAAUUACUCAUUUGGGUAUCCUCCUGCAUAUCAUGGCGCGAAUGUUCACAAUGCUGCUGCACACCCAUCCCAAGGACAGGCAGAUAAUAAUCUGAAGUUUAUGUUCUUGCUUGUUGGAUUUCUUGUAUUCCUAUAUUUAUUUGGUUAUUGAAUGAACUUUCUCCUUCAGCUGUUGCCCGAAUACUGACUUGUAGUAAUCAUUCUUAAUGGUUGUAAAUAUGUUGAAUUUUUGCACUCUGAAGUUGCAACACAAAGAUGAACUGAUGUGAUUAGUGGAAUCUGCGUUGCAACACGAAAAUUGUGGUUCUUGAUUGUUCAUUAAAGUUUGUUUUUCCAUU